This is a messenger RNA of Trypanosoma theileri, 462 nucleotides long. RefSeq lists its product as uncharacterized. Bases 1 to 462 code for a protein of 153 amino acids. The transcript has a single exon. NCBI's taxonomy places the organism in Eukaryota, Euglenozoa, Kinetoplastea, Trypanosomatida, Trypanosomatidae. The record is from RefSeq and is a predicted model, not a curated record.
AUGGGCGAGGAAAACCGCAAAGAGAAGGAACGAAAUCGCAUGGCUGAAGUGGGGGUUCCGUUUCCCUCCCACGGCGGCCGAGGGGUCACCACCGUGAAUUGGGCACCCGUCGCGCCCCAAAAAACACCAAAAGCGACCCCCAUGAAGAAAACCAGGGCCCACCCCCGAGAACCCAAGGGAGGCACGAGCGGCCGCAAGGGAAAAAGAAAAUUGCCGGACCCGCCAUUCCUCAGACGGAAACGGGAACCUUUUCUGCAAAACGGGGUGCGGAUCGUCGCAAAAAAAAAAAAAAAAAAGGUGCGGAGGUGGUUUGCUGCCAUUUUGCGCGGCCUUGCGGGGGCCGGGCCGCGUUUCCGCCAGGAAAAAAAAAAUAAUCCCAGACGAGAAUUGGCGAAAAAGAAAAAGACGCCUUGCACGCAGCGCCGCCGCUUCCAAGAACGAGGAUGGGCAAAUACCGUUUAA